Rhopilema esculentum is the source of this 2104-nucleotide messenger RNA. RefSeq names its product palmitoyltransferase ZDHHC16. Gene Ontology annotation, molecular function: palmitoyltransferase activity. Lineage: Eukaryota; Metazoa; Cnidaria; Scyphozoa; Rhizostomeae; Rhizostomatidae. The record is from RefSeq and is a predicted model, not a curated record.
GAAACCGAGACUUCUUGCUUGAGCAAAAACUUUCAAAAUGGGGUUGUACAGGAAGUUAAAUGAGUAUUAUCGUGUUUUAGCUUUAACUUUAAGAUCUUUGGCACAUGAUACAUGUAGAAGUAGAUACUUCAUUGUAGACGCUGCUUUUGAGCCAGUGUAUUGGUUUGUUGAUAAUGUCGCUUGUUACAUAGGGAUGAUCUUUGUUGUCUUGGUGACACUGUUAACAGCUUCAGUUGUCAUUAUUUGGUAUUUCUAUUUGCUGCCAUUGAUUCGAACUUUCAACAGCUUGUGGGUUUUUGGUCACAUAAUCAUUGCCCAUUGGCUGCUUAUCAAUAUAGUGUUCCACUAUUUCAAGGCUGUGUUCACUGAUCCUGGUAUUCCACCUCAGGGAACACCAAUGGAGAAGAUUACAAGUGCACUUGUUUGCAGAAAAUGCAUUCAGCCAAAGCCUCCAAGAGCACAUCACUGUUCUGUUUGUAACAAAUGUUUUCUGAAGAUGGAUCACCAUUGUCCUUGGAUGAACAACUGCAUUGGCUUUUACAACCAUAGAUAUUUCAUACUGUUUUGCAUUUUCAUGUGGCUUGGAACUCUAUAUGUCUGCUUUACCACAUUUGAUUUAUUUACUUAUCACUUUUUUCAUCCAGCGACAAUUUUUGACACAGAAAAAAGAGAAACAAAUAAUAUCUUCUUGAAAUUUGGUCCUGCAAUUUUUUUUAAAGAUCUUCUACAGUCUGUGAAAACAGUAGAGCAAAGCUCAGCACCAAUUUUUAAGUAUAGGGAUCAUCCAGGUGGCUGGGAUCAUUCUGACAGUUAUGAGCACCUUGCAAUUAUUUAUCUGUUUCUGCUUUGUUCUGCUGUGACCUGUGCCUUAGGAUUACUCAAUUUGUGGCAUAUGUGGCUAAUAUCACAUGGACAGACUUCUAUAGAAGCUCACAUAAAUACAAAGGAAAAGCAAAAGGCCGCAAAGCGUGGAAUGGGAUACAAUAACCCUUAUGAUUAUGAUUGGAAACAAAACUGGAAGUAUCUUUUAGGAAUCAACCAUAGUAGGUCAUUUUUGUGUGUCCUUCUUCCAUCUGGACACCUCCCCGACGGAGAUGGUAUUCGUUGGCCAAGAAGUAAAAAGCCUCUUUACUAUUAUGAUCAAACUAUAGCAAGCCGAUCCAGAUGGACCUUCAAUAUGUCCAAGCUCAAAAAAUUGUUCCGAUGCUAAAAAGUUAAGCAGCCAUAACAAACUGUGACAGGAACUAUAAAUAUAUUUUGUUUUAACAGGAGCUCAUUAAACAAGGAUUUUUCUAUCCAGAUCAUGGAUUAAGGAGGAUAAACGCUAGUUAUUUAUACAAGGAAGUUUGUGUAUUGGGGGUGGUGAUGUUAAAUCAGGAGGCAGAAGGCAGUUUUUCUGUGUUUUCUAGAAAAUAGCAUUGAAACCAUGAAGCUAAUAUAAAAACUGUUGUGUUGAUAAAUAAUCAAGAAAGAUAUCCCCAUAUGGUGAAUUUAGUCCACAAAUUAAGAUGGUAGAAAGUUUUUAUAUAUGGUUUUUAAAUAUUUUACUGUCUAGCCAAAGGCUAGCUGCGGAAAUAAUCUCCUCUUUAUCCCUUAUGUCAAUGAAUUGCAUUGUUUUUAUAUGUAUGAAUACAAACAUAAUCAAGCACAAAUACCGAUAAGCACAGUCUGAUGUUGUAUCUAUUGGUUUUUUCUGAUGCCUACAUACGGAAAGUUUUUUUGAAAAUUCAAGCCUACCAUAGAAGGGCGUUGCCAACAAAAUGGGUGUAAUAUUCUUUUUUGAAGAGAUGUUUGAGAGUUAACAGAUGAGCACCCUUGCAGAGCAAAACUUCACAUUUUUACAAGGAAUUUUUUUCCAAGGGGAGUGCCCUAACCUAUGCCCCACCAUAGCAAUAAGCCUGUGAAAAAAUUGAUAAGACAUGCCCAAACCUUUCUGAGACCUAGGUAUUUUUGCCCCUUUUUUGAUAGUCUUAUUAAUAUUAGAAAACUUGUCACUGAAAAGUUGCACAAUGUUAGUGUUGAUGGAAAGAGGAAUAAAGGAAACUUUUUGUUUCGUUUUAUGGAAAAUGUUCAGUUUAACUUUCAUUUAAAGCAAGGCCUGCAC